Molecule: messenger RNA, 1150 nt
Organism: Phytophthora sojae
Lineage: Eukaryota; Oomycota; Peronosporomycetes; Peronosporales; Peronosporaceae
Exons: 1
Coding region: 12-770 (252 amino acids)
Source: RefSeq, a predicted model, not a curated record
CGAAGGGCGACAUGGUGGGCUUCCGUCAGUCGCUACGGCACCUGCUGGAUGCUCUACGUGAAGAAGUAUACGGCAUCAGCAUCGGCGGGCCACUUCCAAGCUUCAGUUCCGGUGGGCAGCUCCCCAGUUUCAGCUCACUGCCCAGCUUUAACGGCGGCGGGGCACCCGGUAGGGGCAGCGACGUGCAGCUCCGCGGUGGGUUUGCGGACCUGCGCGACAGCUUCGUGUCCACUGGGUCCUUCAACCCGUCGUUCCAGGGUCCUGGCGUUGAAGGCAGCAUGCGUCGACGCCGUCCGAAGUCUCAGUUUGCGAGUACGCGGAGUGACACGUCCAACUUCGGGUUACCCCCCACAAGGCUGUCACAAACUUUCGCCGAGACGACAGGAACCACGCGCAGUAUCACGUCGGACAUGAGUCUGUCGCACUCGAUGAUCGGCAACUUCUCCACCCUCGUGGGACGCAUCGACGACUUCGACGAGGAGGACGAGCUGUCGUACGCCGGCAUCCAAGACGACGACUUCGACUCGGACGAGGAGGAAGUGGAGGAGAACGGGGAAGUGCGCGUCGUGCAGGAGGAGGCUCCGUCGUUCUCCAGGGCGAUGCAGAUGCAGCAGCAUCCUGCUCUUGGCGCGCUCUCGAGCGACGGCAGCUUCGACACGCGCCAACGAGGAUCCAACUCGUCCAUAAGCAUGCUCGAGCUCGCCGAAUCGGGCGACAGCGUCAACAUCAGCUUCGAUGCACUGCUGGGGGACAAGACGCCGACCAAAUAAUUAACUAUUCAACACAAUGAUGAGAGUACUAGCUGUCAAGGGAACGCCGAGCUCUCUUUUUAUUAGGGCGGUGGCGAGUCAAACGUAACACAAGUGUAAUGCAACGUAUAAACCGAAGUUUGCAGUGUAGUGCGUUGAUGAGGGAUUGCUGCGCUUAUUUUUUUAUUAAUCUGCAUUUUUCUUCUUGGUCUAUCGCAUUUGACGCAAUUCGUGCAAUCUUCAGUUCUUGUAUCGCUUAGACGAUGUCUUCGGCAGUGCUGGCGCUGCCGUGUUGGUUUCGAGCCGACCCGGUCAACCGUAGACUGCUUUCCCUGCUAUGUGCUCCAGCACUUGCGCUCGAGAGACCUGACCCAGUACGCGAUCGAUCAUACCUGCUGCUA